AUGGACCCUUUGUCGCUUACCGCAAGCGUCAUCGCCGUCGCUACCCUCGCCGCUCAAACUUGUAAUGCUUUUGCAAAAUUGCGCGGACUGCACAAGGCAAUUCCUGGAAGACUGCACGCCUUGAACAACGAAGCCGUUGAUAUCGAAUUAGUAUUGUACCAAGUAGCCGCUGUUGUUCGAGAACGCGAGUGGCUGCCAUCCAGGGAUCGCGAGCUAGCGGAUAUCAAGCACCUUCUGGAGCAGGCCAAUACCAAAUUGGAUGAACUACGAGCAAUCGUCAAUCGUCUUUGUGACACCUGCAUCAAUGCCAAGGCUUCCGCUUUCCGAGGCUACAGGUGGCACAAAGAACAGGAGAGGCUGCAAGGUUUGCAGAAUGGGAUCAACUCGGUCAAGUGCAGCCUCAACAUAAUUCUAGGCGCUUCUCACUCACGAGACAUGGUGCGUGUUCGGGUGGAUAUUGAAAAUAUAUCCACCGUUACCGCCAAUUCUUCUAACCAGCAGACUGCCCUUCGAGAUGAAUUGGUCCAGCAGUCUAAUCUCCACCAGCGGGUGGACCAAAGACUUGGCAGGAUAGUUGAGUUGCUGGAAAAUCAAUCCAAUAGAUUGCAAGAUGGUCGGGCUUCCCAAUUAGGCCCUUUUUAUCAGGCACCCCUUCCGAACGUACGUCAACGUGGCCCAGCAUUGAAACCAAAGAAGUCGUCCCAAGACCCUCCACAGUCGGAGGGUGUCAGUGUGAGGGUCUUGCAGUACGCCUCUACGUGUCGACCCAGAUGCCCUUGUUCGUGUCACGAGUACAAAAAAUCUGCCUCACCUGCCUUUUUGAACCGUGUGCUUGGGCAGAUGUUCAUCGGUUAUACCGGCCUACCGCUCUUCAGUCCAAAAUGUAGCAGCCAGCAAUGCCAGAAAGGCCAAAUUCCUCGCGUCAGCCUUGAGUAUUGGUUUCCACUUGGCUUCUUCUGGUCUCAAAUAAUCACCGUCCAGGCUGGCUUUUCCCAGAAUUUUGGCCCUCAGUUCCAAUUGAGAACCCUGAGAAGAGUCCCAGACUCUGCCCCAUGCGUCAAUUUUGCGUUGGAAGGGAAUAUCGAAGCGUUGAAAAACUUGUUUGGACGUGGCCUCGCGUCCCCGCAGGACGUGAGUAGCACCCGAGGGUAUUCACUUCUUCGAUGGGCUUUGUACGGCAAGCAGAACCAAACAUGCCAAUUUCUAGUACAUGCAGGAGCAGAUAUCGACUACAAACCCAUAUCCGAAAAUGACGAUAGUCCAAAGAAUAAGGCUUGUGAUUUCUUGCUCCAAGGUGCUUUGUCGACAGAAGCCGCGGAGCUAUUGAGUUGUCUCACCAAAUCAGGCGAUUUUGUUGAAGAGCAAAAUUUCACCAAAUUGCAUAAGAUCGUCCUCGGUCUUUCAUUACUCGAUCUGGAGAAGGAGGUCCAGCUUUGCGCGGACGAGGUUGACACGACUGAUGCCUUAGGCCGUAGUCCUCUGAUCUGGGCAUCUGCUAGAGGAGACGAACGAUCUGUUGCGAUACUACUAAGCUACAAUGCCGACCCUAAUCUUGUGGACUUGCAAAACUCCGGACCCCUAAUGUACGCUGCUGCGCAGAACCAUGCCGUUUGUGUACGCCUUCUUCUCGAAGCCGGCGCCAACCCAGACCCUACCCUUUUUGGUUUGAAAAUGCAAAGAGGCAGUCCGCUCAAUUGUGCUGCUCGAAUUGCUUCUGAUCCUCUAGUCCUCAAGACCCUUCUGGAUUUUCGGGCCGACAUCGAAUCGUGUGGUGCCGAGGGUCGAACCUCACUUCUCCACGCCGCUAAUUAA
This is a messenger RNA of Letharia lupina, 1812 nucleotides long. RefSeq lists its product as uncharacterized. The record is from RefSeq and is a predicted model, not a curated record. NCBI's taxonomy places the organism in Eukaryota, Fungi, Ascomycota, Lecanoromycetes, Lecanorales, Parmeliaceae. The transcript has 4 exons. Bases 1 to 1812 code for a protein of 603 amino acids. Gene Ontology annotation, molecular function: protein binding.